Messenger RNA from Paraglomus occultum, 1278 nucleotides. NCBI's taxonomy places the organism in Eukaryota, Fungi, Glomeromycota, Glomeromycetes, Paraglomerales, Paraglomeraceae. The record is from the annotation of a GenBank genome assembly.
AUGGACCUACCUUUAGAGUUCGAACAGGUAUUGGCGAAUUUCACCACACUGGACAGGAAGCAGCGAAACACGUUUUUGAACGCUAUCCUCGAUCGGUGUGAUCCAUAUGACUUCUACAUACUCCAACAAAAACUACAGCGAAUAGGGUUAAGUGGCUUUGAUCUUGUUGGAGCAUUACCGCACGAAUUGUCAGUGAAGAUAUUUAUUCAGUUGGAAGCAAGAGAUAUAUGUGCUUGCAGAAAGGUCAGCAAAUUGUGGUGUAAUUUAACAAAAGACUGGACUAUCUGGCGCAACAAAUACGAAAGUCUUGCUGAUGGAGUCCCAUCUCCAACGAAAGACAUUCCCAACGAAGAGUGGGAGACUGUCUACCGCAAGCUUUACCGUAGGGAAAUAAACUGGCAUAAAGGACAGGUCAAAUACAUCAAACUACUAAAAGGUCAUAAUGCUCGCAUAAGCGAUGUGAGAUUGAAAGACGAUAUCCUCGUCACUGCGUCAGCCGACCGCACUGUAAGAAUUUGGGAUUUAGAAACUGGACUUUGUAAACGAGUAUUGAUGGGUAAUUCGUUCAGCUGUGUGGACUUUUUACCAAAAGAAAAAAUUGUGGCUGCGUCGACCUUUUUCCGUUCAUCAUUUGUUUGGAAUAUGGAAACUGGAGAGCUUAUAAGAGAAUUAUGCGGUCAUGUGAGCGCAGUUAGGUGUAUUAGUCUCAACAAAACGUAUGUAGCUUCAUGUGCAUUCGACGGAAGCUUGAUCGUAUGGAAUUGGACAACGGGGGAGAAAGUAGUUACUAUAUCAGCCGAUGCCAAUGAUUUCCACAUGUUGGAAACCGCUCUGGUAACUCACAGCACCAACGAAAUCAAAGUAUAUGCUCUGCCCACCGGCGACUUGCUCUACUCAACUCCAUUUGAUAAAGGUAUUGUGGCCUGGGCGUACAUCAAAAAUUACUUGUCAACUGAUCUCGAGUCUGUUCUCGAUUUCCUCCAACCAUCGAUACCCCUUCCACCUGGAGUUUCAAACGUGAACGGACGCUCGCCGCGCGUAUAUGCGUUUGACUCAAAAAAAGGACGAAUGGUGCGUCCGACCAAUGGAUAUCCAACACCAAACAUGUUGAAUUUGACGCUUUUGGACGAGCAGGCAAGAUCAAAAAAUCUACGCUAUCCGACGAACGCGAAGGGUGAAAGCUUUAAAGAUUUUACAGCUUUGACUAUGGACCGUGCACAUGUCGUUGUCGGAUGUUUCAAUGGAUUAGUGGUCGCUUUAGGAUUUCAGGGAGAUUGA